This is a messenger RNA of Morone saxatilis (striped sea-bass), 5530 nucleotides long. Its product is annotated as monoacylglycerol lipase ABHD2. Bases 332 to 1627 code for a protein of 431 amino acids. Lineage: Eukaryota; Metazoa; Chordata; Actinopteri; Moronidae. The transcript has 12 exons. Gene Ontology annotation, cellular component: sperm plasma membrane; sperm flagellum. Gene Ontology annotation, molecular function: acetylesterase activity; monoacylglycerol lipase activity. Gene Ontology annotation, biological process: steroid hormone receptor signaling pathway; acylglycerol catabolic process; sperm capacitation. The record is from RefSeq and is a predicted model, not a curated record.
GCUGGCGUCGCUGCUUCGAGCUAGUGUGGCUAGAAGAGGGCGUCAUACCCACCGGACAGCCAUGGUUAUAGAGGAGCACAACAACAACAACAACAGCAGCAACAACAAUUAAAACAAUGCUACGAAAAUAAAUAAGGCCUGUCGCUUUUUUAAGCAGCGAGGAGUUUUAUUUACCCCCCCCCCCUCACCUCCUCCUCCUCCCUCAUCCAGCCGAGGUUGACCGCAUCACUGUGACGUCACAUUUCGGACUUUUGGAACAAGUUGUUAUUGGAGGCGUAAAAUAUCUGUUGCUACAGCGCCUUGGGCACCAAGAGGAGUAUUUAGAAUAAUCAUGAAUACCCACGAGUCAGACGUGAGCACCAUCUCUCCAGAGCUGCCAGCAAUGUUUGACGGCAUGAAGCUGGCAGCGGUGGCCACGGUGCUCUACAUCAUCGUCCGCUGCUUGAACCUCAAGAGCCCCACUGCGCCCCCGGACCUCACCUACCAGGACACGGCCCUGAACCGCUUCCUUCUCAAGUCCUGUCCUCAACUGACCAAAGAGUACAUUCCUCCCUUACUGUGGGGUAAGAGCGGUCACCUCCAGACGGCACUGUAUGGUAAACUUGGUCGGGUGAGCUCACCCCACCCCAGUGGAGUCAGGAAGUACUUACCCAUGCAGGACGGGGCCACUGCGACCUUUGACCUGUUUGAGCCAAUGGGGGACCAUCGAACAGGAGAUGACAUCACCAUGGUGAUAUGCCCUGGUAUUGGUAACCAUAGUGAGAAGCAUUACAUCCGAACCUUUGUGGAUUACGCCCAGAAGGACGGUUACCGCUGUGCCGUGCUGAACCACCUGGGAGCUCUUCCCAACAUCGAGCUAACUUCUCCGCGCAUGUUUACCUACGGGUGCACAUGGGAGUUUGCAUCUAUGGUCGGCUACAUUAAGAAGACGUAUCCUCAGACUCAGCUGAUCGUGGUGGGCUUCAGUCUGGGUGGAAACAUAGUAUGUAAGUUCCUGGGCGAGAACACAAUGAACCAGGAGCGAGUGCUGUGUUGUGUCAGCGUCUGUCAGGGGUACAGUGCUCUCAGGGCCCAGGAAACAUUCCUACAGUGGGACCAGUUCAGACGCUUCUAUAACUUUCUCAUGGCUGACAACAUGAAGAAAAUCAUCCUCUCACACAGGCACAGUUUGUUUGCGGGGAGCUCAGUUAAAAAGAUAGACGCAGAUCUUAGUCGGCUGUACACAGCGACAUCCCUCAUGCAGAUCGACGACAACAUCAUGAGAAAAUUCCACGGCCACAGCUCUCUCAAAGAGUACUAUGAGAAGGAGAGUUGUGUACAUUAUAUUCACAAUGUAAAGGUGCCACUGCUGCUAGUGAACUCUGCAGAUGAUCCUCUGGUUCAUGAUUCACUGCUCACCAUCCCUCGCACACUAGCAGCAAAGAAGCCGAAUGUGAUCUUUUCCCUGACGCUACACGGAGGCCACCUGGGCUUCUUCGAGGGUGCGGUGCUCUUCCCCCAGCCGCUCACCUGGAUGGACAAAGUGAUUGUGGGUUACGCCAAUGCGAUGUGCCAGUGGGAGAAACAGAAACCGCCGUGCCAAAGUGCACACCCGAGUGAGAGCUCCUGCGCAGAGAAAAAAGCUUAAACUUCUGACCUCUGUAUCUGUCUCACUCUUCCUCUCCCCUCUCACUCUCUCCAACCCCACUGUCCCAGCACUGAGGAGACACCUGAACUAAACCUUAAACUGCUCUCUCUUCUCUGCCUUCUCCUCUGGUGCUACUCACCGUUCCUGACCCACACUUACCAUUCACACGUCUUCAUGCCUUUACCACAGUUCCCCUUUGUAAUCACCAUCACCUUACAGUAUGUGACGGAAAACAAAAACAACUAACUGCCUUUGUGCUCUUUUCCGUUGCGAGGACUUUGAAUUCAAAGCAGGAACAUUUUGUUUCUCUUCGUGUACACGACAAUGAUCCUUGGCUAACGGAGGCGUUGACCAAAUAUGACGAGAGAUGAAGUCAAGCUGGAAUUAUAAAGAAAGUGAGAGCACCACUUUAGAGUAGUCCAGUGAAAAACAAGAGCACACAAGAAGCCUCCUAUUAGUGUAAACAAGGACUGUGCUGCAGUCGGUGCCCAUUUGCAGCACCUGUAAGAAGCUCACUGCUUAUCACCGCCAAGGCCAUAUAGCCUAGUCUGCUGUCUUAACCAACACAGCGUCUUUGUAGUAUGUAUGUAACUCACAGAUGUAGUGUGUAUGUCUGUGUGCGCCUGUGUCGACCGAGAGUUUAAAGACCCAUGACCGAGCAGGAGAUCUUUGUGUUUGGUAGGUGUGAUUCAAUUUCUCUGUUCAUGGUCUAUCUGCCCUUACGAUGUCUGUUCCUUUGGAUGAACCGUUGCUCUGUUGUUUGUAGAAAAUGUACAGUAGAUAAAUUAAGUAUUAUUGUGGGAUAUUAGACAUUAUUUCCAGCUCAUAACAUCCCCCCAGCACGUAUGUUCGGCACUUGAAAUGAAAAUGUUCAGUGCCGACCACACAUGACCAGGGAUCAACCCCAAAGGGGCUCCAUGCACAUUUCCACAGUUGCAUUCUAUCACUUUGAUUCAAGGCACUUUACACCGUGUAUGACACAAUCAUUUUAUUUUCCUCAUUAGUCAACGCGCAGGUAUGGAGGUUAUUGGUGGUUUAGCUCUCCUUGUGACCGAGAGGAAGAACUGACGGGAGCAGGGAUGAUGACGAAAAGUUAGAUGACUCAAGUGUUCCCUGUGUUGUCUUUUGUCCGUGUCUUUGAGCCCUCUUACUCUUUCAUCUGCCUUUGAUCAGCUGCUGGUCCAGCCAAGACUCUGAUAUCGCUCUCUUACUGCACAGACACAGACCUGCCACUGGCUAGCCUUUGAGCUCAACCUCAUUGGUGCAAACAUCUCAUUACAUUUUCUAACAGACGAUUUUGAAAAUGCAGCGGACUCAUUGGCCAUUGUGGUGCUGUUUUUAAAGGGAAAGUUCAGCAGUGCAAAGCAGAUUUUCUCUUAAUUAUCUGAGCUGUGAGGUGUGAUGAGUGGGAGGGCAGAGGAUACCAACUCUAAACCAAAUGUUUAUUUUAGUGGAUUGUUUGUAAAAUACUGUUGAUUGUUCUAUUGUAUAAUUAGAUGGAGGGCACUGCAUGCAAGAAAGAAGAGAGAGAUUUUGAUGCAAGGGAAUAUUUUUUGUUUCAUAGACAGCAGUGAAAAGCUUUUCUUUUUUUUCUUCACUGGGCUGAGUGUUAAAGUUGCAACGCAGCAGGGUCGAAAAAAACUGCUGAAAUCCAUCUCAGAUGUGUCUUGAUGAAAGCAUACUGCAAUAAUGGGACCUGUGGACUUUUCAAAACCUGAAUCUAAUUGAGAAAUUGUUUGCGAACCUUUUUGUAAGGGCUUAGGAAGCUUUUUCCAGUCCAGCCAAGUAAUCUGUAGUCUGCUAAACACUGUGAUGAGACAGAUGGAUGGUUUGAAGUGAUGAAGGGAUACGCAGUGAUUAACAACAGCACUUCUUGUAAGGCUGUUUAGGCCAAGGUUUGUGUGUUGUAAGACCUGGGUUUGAUAGUAUUUGAAAGCAGUAGCAUUUACAUUAAGUUGAGGGAAGUUUUGCAUAUCAGGACAGUUUGUAUAAUGGCACACACUGUCAAUAAUAGAAGUGUGCAGAAUAUUAGAACUAUGAAAUGCUCAAUAAUAUAGUAUAUAGUAAAUACGUUUUUUGUUUACACUCAAACGCAACGCUCACAAAACUUGAGCAACUCAUUCUUGUCCUUGGAAAUAGUCUGGGUUAUGUUUUUUUCUGUCAAAGUACUGUUAUAGUGAUUCUGAUCACUAUUUAAAUCAAAAUGGAUGUUCUUUCAUGACCACAGUUUAUGGAGAUCUGUUGUUUUUUUUUAGAUGUAUUUAGCUUAAAUGUAACCUCCUUUGGGGGAGAUUAUUCUAUGCAAAUACUGUGAAACCCAGGUAUUAAUCUCACCGAUACUGGCUUGGCUAAUGUGCAAUAUAGGGAUUCACCGAUCCAACUUUAUCCUUCUUAACUCAGGGUAUCUGCCGAAGUACCGAUCCGAUACCAGUGCCCUCUUUUUCCCACGUUUAAAACCUGUACACCUCACUGUGUGGAACUCAUUCCAAUCAUUUCUAUGUACUGUAAAAGUCAGCAGCCCACCAUGACAUUAAACUGAAACAUAUAAUGAAGUUGACAGUGAAACUGUAGUUAAUGUGGCGUCAUGGCUGAUACCUGAUCCAUUUGCUAAAGUGUUUGGGUCGGUGCAUGCCUACUUGGACAGUGUGGAUAUGUCUUUCUUUGCCUCUAAAGACUUUUCAUCCUGCAUUGUUCAAACCACAAAUCACUGUUGCCAUCUGCUGUCAGGGAGACGUAACUACAACUGCCAGUCACUGACGGCAAACAUCCUCUUUUUCACCUAUAGAGAUAUACGGUUCAUGGUUCACUCUGUCCACAGCUCUCAUUUCAAUAAAACCAGGUGUGGUUUGAAUUUAUUGUGGCUCGCAGAAAAAUCUGAUGAAUAUUGAUGACACCAGCACAAACCCAGUUUCUGCAGUAAGAGCCAUUUGUGUUCUUUUUAAGAGUUUUGCCUCCACCCAACUUUGCACAAAAAUGCAGGUUUGGAUGUAUUAUUUGGAUGUAUUUUUUUCUAGUUGAUUAUUUUGGGUAUUUUUUUGUAUUUUGUAUUGUUAAUAUGACAUUUCUUUGUUAUUUGCUUGUGCAAAUGCAUCAGAGUGUGAGUGCUGAGUACAGUACGUGUAUACUGUGUCAUAUCACCACCUCUGAUUGACAAAAACCAAAACUUAUUCACUUUAACAAUGGAAAAAAAUGAAGAAAUAUAUAAAGAUAGUGUAUAUUCAGAUAUUUAAGGGAACAGGAAUGGAAAAUAAAGGCAAUAACCAACUAGGAGGGAUUCUCUUGUCAUUUUGAUGCUAAUGUGACGGGAAACAAUGUUGACGUAUAUUAGACCAAAACAUGUCAUAUACAUUAAGAUAAUUUUCUCAUGGAGUGUUGGAUCUGAAAUGUUGUUUUACUGUGUUGAUAUGAUAAUGUGCUCCGCUGUAUUUAUCCUAACCCCAGUGCUUCAAGCAUCUUGUUUUUCAAGAUUGUGGGCUCAUGUUUAAUUGCUUGGAAAACAGAAGAAUUUAAAUAUAAACCUCUCCAGUGAUUUAAAUGUCAGUGAAUCCCAAACACCUUGGAUUGGAAUGAACAUUGCUCAGUGUUGUGUUCUUCUAAAAAUGUUUUUUUCAUUUGAAAAUCUUAUCUGCCCAAACAAGUGGAUGAGAGCCCACAGUAUGUUAACCCGCAGUAAUCAUUAUACAGCUUUAAUUUUACACAAAUAAUAUACAAAUAUUUUGAUGCUGAAAGACUGUAAGGGGUGUGGUGACGACUCGAAGGGGCACACAUAGUCACACAACAUGAUGUACUCUGAUAUUGAACACUGGGUGUUUUUGUUGAAGAAAACCAGUGGUGUGUGUGAUCUAGUUAUGUGAGGAAAUAUGGUUAUUGUGUUCCAAAAUAAAUUAUUUUCUCAAAAGAAAA